UUCACGUUCAGAAGACACACCAGAAAUGAGACGGAAACAGCCGUUUGCAUCGCUGUAGAUGGAUGUUUACAGCGAUCUUUUACAGAUCUAAAAUUUGUAUAAGCAGGCCUACGCGCCUUUAUUUAUACCUGCACACCGUGUAAAAAUGGGCACCAGGCCAUUUAAAUGACUGGAUGCGCAAUUAUCUUCGCUGAACCACCACACACCAGUGAGUUUGCGAAUGUCCACCUAGUUCUGUGCAGGUCAAACUAUAGCCUAUUAUUUCUGGCUACGGUACACAGUAGGCUAUUUGUAAUUCAUGUGGUACAACUUGUAGAUAGUCGUGUACGCUAAGUCUCCUAUGUAAAGGAACUAGAUUUGCAAUCAAUUCGUAAUAGGCUACACUGGAUGAGUGCAGAUAACCAGGAUUGUUCGGGCUAUUAUAAUACCACAAUUUGUAACACUUUUGGCAUUUCAGCUGAGAUUAGUGCUUUUAUUGUGUCUUAUUAAUGUUGUAGCCUACAGAUCCCAUUUUAAAACUGAGAAUGACCUGACCUACGUUUCCGGCGAAACCGUGUAGCCUAGAUUUGAAUUAAUUAUUUUAAAGCUGUUUGAAGAAACUGUAAUUAAUUGGUAACCGAAUUGGCCAUAGGCCAGACCAAAGACGAAAUACGUUUUCUGAUAACUUUGAAGAGGCCUAGCCUAUAGCUAUCUUAAAUUACUUCUCGAUAUUGAAAGGAUAUUGCAUGUAGCCUACUCUCUUUGACAUGGCUAAUGGGAUAUGGAUGCUGUUUUGUGGGCAAUAUUUGUGUUUCAGAAAAUUGAUAAUAUCAAGUUUAAUCUUAAAGGAAAGUUCUGUUUUAUAGUGCAUGUUUCUGUCAAUUAGCAUAUUAAAAUAAAUUACAAAAGACAAUCCAUUAUUACUGCCAUCCUGCAAGCUUCUUGGAUCAACAGAAUGAUUCCUCUCUUAAAAAAAUAAAAAUGUUUAUAAAAUGCUUUCAGAAAGUGUUUUGCAACCCUCCCGACUAUCCAAACGGGAGGGUUUGCACAUAAGCCAAUAAACAUGCACUACUCAAUGCCAGUGAAUGACAGUUUGCGGGAAUUGUCAGACCGGUUGCCUACACGGGACGCCGGAACAUCCUAAAGUCAAAACUAGGAGCAAGCAAAGAACACACUGAGCCCGAGAGUUGUAUUCAGCAAGUUUGCAUGGGAAGAUCCAACAUAUUCGGGAGUGUUUUAGCGGAAGGGGGGAUCUAAUAUGAUCAGGUGAUAGAGCAACCUGAGCAUUUCCUCAGCCACACCCCUCUACACCCUGUUGCAUCAACACUGCAAUGGUAUAUGGGCAGAUCCUCCACAGACAUGGGAUUGAGGAUGACCUUAUCAACCUGAAUGUCGGUGGUUUCAGGCAGAAGGUGUACUAUGGCACCCUGUUGCGCUUUCCACAGACACGGUUGGGUCGCUUGCUCCACUGCCGGACUGAGGAGGCAAUUUUGGAGCUGUGUGAUGACUACUGUGCGGCUGAAAGGGAAUACUACUUUGACAGGAACCCCACUGUCUUCCGCUGUGUGCUCAACUUCUACCGAACUGGUAGGAUUCACUUAAUGGAGGAGCUCUGUGUCUUCUCCUUCAGUCAGGAGAUAGAGUACUGGGGGAUAAAGGAGCUACACCUAGGAUCCUGCUGUGGUAGCAGUUUUCAGGAACGCAAGGAAUACCUGAAGGACCAAGACUGGGAUCUGAGUGAUGAGCAGCAGCUCAGUAUGGACUCCUCGCUUGAGGAGCUCUCAGUCCUAGAUAAAGACCUGGAGAGUUUUGAAGGCACCUGGUGCUCAGAAGUGAGGCGGCAUGUCUGGCUGACGAUGGAAGACCCUGGUUACUCACACUGCUCCAGGGCAGUCACUAUUGCUUCACUAGGUGUGGUCCUUACCUCCAUUGUGGCCAUGUGCAUUCAUAGCAUGCCUGAAUUUCACAAGUUUGAUGCCAGUGACCGCCAUGUUGAGGACCCUGUGCUUGCUGUCCUUGAAAUUGCUUGUGUUAUCUGCUUCUCAGCAGAGUUCUCUGUUAGGCUUGCUGUGGCCCCACGCCCCAGAAAGUUUUUGGCAAGCCCCUUGAACAUUAUCGACUUUGUCUCCAUCCUUCCAUUUUACGCCACGCUUGCAUUUGAGACUGUAGAUGAGGAGAAGGAGGACCUGGAGAACGUGGGAAAGGUGGUGCAGAUCCUGCGACUGAUGCGGAUAUUCCGUAUCCUCAAACUGGCCCGGCAUUCAGCGGGGCUUCGUGCACUGGGCUCCACCAUCAGACACAGCUACCAUGAAGUGGGUCUGCUUGUUCUCUUCAUGUCUGUUGGGAUCUCUAUUUUCUCUGUCCUCAUUUACUUCAUGGAGAAGGAGGAUGAAGAGUCAAAGCUGCAGACUAUCCCGGAGGGCUGGUGGUGGGCCACCAUCAGUAUGACAACGGUGGGCUACGGGGACACAUGUCCUGUGACACUGGCGGGGAAAGUGGUCGCAACUGUCUGCAUUAUCUGUGGGUUACUGGUAGUAGCCUUGCCUAUCACUAUAAUAUUCAAUAAGUUCUCCAAGUACUACCAGAGAAACAAGGCAAUGGAUGUGGAUCUGUGUGAAAAUGAAAUGGAGUCUCCAGAACCAGAGACGUACAUGCUGAAAAGAUGCUUUCUUUCAUAGAGGAUGCUUACCCCAGGAGCAGUAAAGAAAAAGCAGAUGCCGCUAGUAUUCCAGAUAUGGAAACUGCCACUGAAGGUAGUACACAUUAGCUCAUAAGCUUUCAGGGUUAGGUGUGCCACAUGAAUGUCAACCUGGAACCUCCAUCUGUUCUUCCUUUCCUGGACAAGAGUGUAACAGCAGUCAAGGCUAAGGUAUUGCUCUAUCUUAAUUAA
Messenger RNA from Anguilla rostrata (American eel), 2869 nucleotides. RefSeq names its product potassium voltage-gated channel subfamily S member 3-like. The record is from RefSeq and is a predicted model, not a curated record. The coding region runs from base 1311 to 2657 and encodes 448 amino acids. Gene Ontology annotation, biological process: protein homooligomerization; potassium ion transmembrane transport. Gene Ontology annotation, cellular component: voltage-gated potassium channel complex; membrane. The transcript has 2 exons. Gene Ontology annotation, molecular function: voltage-gated potassium channel activity. NCBI's taxonomy places the organism in Eukaryota, Metazoa, Chordata, Actinopteri, Anguilliformes, Anguillidae.